GGCUGUAGAGAAAGAGGAGCAGACGGGACAGAGGAAUCGAGCACCGGGCAUAUAUUGAUCGACUCUAAUUCGAUGCGUAUAAUUCUAAGACCAACGUUCUGUUGUGAUGAUCGAUGAAGCAUCCCCUGAGCCGUAGCAGAAGAUUGACCACAUCGAGUCUUGGAUUUGUCUUCAGGACUGUGCUAAAUCCCGUGCAUUUGAGAUAGCAAACUGAGGGACCAAACUACAUGACUCGGCUCACACGAUCGUCUCUGGCCUCCGAAGCCAUCGGAGAGUCUGGUUCCUUGUCCUGUGAAGCGCAUAUAAUGAAUGUUGAUUGUCCCAGAGUUGGUGGAAGAACAAAUUAAGGACACAGAAGAGUGAGGAGAACUCGGCUGACCUCUGCUAUUAAUUAGAUUUUGGUCUUCACCCUCCAUCGACUGCCACAAGUCGCCCAACAAAGUGCAAGGGAGUCAGAGACGGAACAAGAUGCUGGCCUCAAACAGGCAAUGCAGAACCAGGAGAGGCAUGAAGGAGCAGAUGGAAGAUGAAAGGUUGUGGACCGUUGCAUGUUUGAGAGGGAGGCUGCUGGCGGAGAGAGUGGCUUCCAAGGCUGCCAAGGAGGAAGCAGAGAAGCUGGCCAAAAGGUUGGAAGAAUUAGAGAGGAAGCUUGAUGAAGAGAUCAAAUGCAGGGACAGGGCUGAGAAGAAGCUCAAGUGCGCCAUAAGGAAGUUGGAGUCUCUGAAGGUCUCGGAUGGCAGGGAUCAAGCGGGCAUUCCCUUGAGCUCCGUGAGUUCUUCGUCCUCACAAUGCUUCUUGGGCCAACAGAGAUUAGACCGUGACAUGUCUGGCUCAGUGACUGCUGAUCUGGUACAUGGCGGUGAAGAUGUCAAAAUCAUCCCGAGUUCUUCAGGAGAUGAUGCCUCGGGGAGAUGGCCAGAAGAAUCGGAUCACCAGCUGGUGUAUCUGAAAGAGACAUGGAUUUCAUUAGGGACUGCGAAAUCUCAAUACAAAGGUUGUAGUCCCAAAGACUGGGCUACUGGUGCUUUGAGGGCAUGUUCUUGCAGUGAUGACAAGCAAGAAACAUCAGCAGACGAUGAGGCGGAAAGCGAAGACAAUGUGCUGGCUCUUGUUGCAGUAAGUAGGCAGCUGGACUUGGAGGCUGGUAGAUUGGAGAUCAAGGACAAUGUGCAGGGUGUUCUUCUCGCUCUGAGAAAUGUCAAAGAGCUGUUGCUGCAGUCUUUAGUGAGGAGAGCCAACACUUUCAAUUAGUCUUCAAUUUUUUUCCCGCGGUUAAAUGUAUGAUAGCAUGCAUAGUUCCCCCAUCAGGUUUUUCUUUUUCCCCAAUAAUUUGGUUUUCUGAGUGUUGUGUUUGUAGAAAUUAUUGUCUCGACUUCACAAGCAUAUUAAUUUUGAGUGACUUGCAGUUCAUUCCAUUGUUGAUCUUCAAAUAAAAAGCCCCGA
Messenger RNA from Musa acuminata subsp. malaccensis (wild Malaysian banana), 1443 nucleotides. The record is from RefSeq and is a predicted model, not a curated record. Lineage: Eukaryota; Viridiplantae; Streptophyta; Magnoliopsida; Zingiberales; Musaceae.